GGGUAUAAAACGAGGUCGAAAAUAAGCUGAAAGCACCUACCACAUGUCUUCAUACGCUAUCACAGGAGCAGCACGGGGCAUCGGAUAUGAGUAUGUCAACCAGCUCAGUGCCAACUCUGCCAACACCGUGUUCGCCCUCGUUCGCAACAAGGCUACCGCGACCAAGCUCGUGGAACUAGGCAGAAGCAAUGUCUACGUCAUUCAAGCGGAUAUCACCGAUAACAAGACCCUGAAGGCAGCAGCAGCAGAGAUAUCCAAGGUCACCGGAGGAUCGCUGGACCAUUUGAUCAACAAUGCUGCUUAUGCCGGCGAAGAGGCCCGAGAUAGGAUCAAAUAUGAUCUAGAUGAAUUCCCUGCUCACAUGGAAGAAGAUCUUACACGAGACCUUUCUCAUAGUUUCAACGUGAACGCUAUCGCCGUCGUACACACCAUCAACAUCUUCCUCCCUCUACUCCGCAAUGGCAACGCUAAGAAAGUCAUUACCAUUAGCACCGGCCUCGCCGAUACAGACUUCAUAGUUAAGUCCGAAACCUACGCAACAUCAUCGUACUCGAUCUCAAAGGCAGCCGUGAACAUGGUGGUCGCAUUUUACGCGGCAAAGUUCAAGUCACAAGGCUUUGUUUUCCUCGCCUUGAGCCCUGGCCUUGUUAACACUGCUCUGAAGCCUCCAACUCAGGAAGAAAUAGCGGAAUUCUCGCUGAUGUUGAAGAAGUUCAGGACUCUCUAUCCUGAUUUCGAAGGCCCCAUUACUCCUGAAACUUCUGUCAGGAUGCAGCUAGAGGUUAUCAACAAGAUCACCGUAGCAGAUACUGGAGCUUUCCUCUCACACAAAGGGAGCAAAGAGUGGUUGUAGGCGUCGUAUACAUGAUUCACGUACAAGUGUACAGAAGCGCUGCCGUAGAAGAUACGAUAACAAUUUAUUCAGUUUCCAAGCUUUUAUCCCGGCAUAGUGUCGAAGAAAUCUAGAUUAUAUUGGUAC
This is a messenger RNA of Serpula lacrymans var. lacrymans S7.9, 979 nucleotides long. RefSeq lists its product as uncharacterized. The record is from RefSeq and is a predicted model, not a curated record. The coding region runs from base 44 to 853 and encodes 269 amino acids. Gene Ontology annotation, molecular function: oxidoreductase activity, acting on the CH-OH group of donors, NAD or NADP as acceptor. NCBI's taxonomy places the organism in Eukaryota, Fungi, Basidiomycota, Agaricomycetes, Boletales, Serpulaceae. The transcript is spliced from 7 exons.